Messenger RNA from Poecile atricapillus (Black-capped chickadee), 1857 nucleotides. RefSeq lists its product as uncharacterized. Gene Ontology annotation, molecular function: protein binding. The transcript has a single exon. Bases 1 to 1857 code for a protein of 618 amino acids. The record is from RefSeq and is a predicted model, not a curated record. Lineage: Eukaryota; Metazoa; Chordata; Aves; Passeriformes; Paridae.
AUGUCGGAUCCAACUCCGGCCACGCGUUUCUCCCUUGCCGCGGAGACCCGAAACGUGGCCAGGCCCAUUCCCGCCCCCCGAAAGUUACUAACUCCAGCGUCCCCGGUCCCCCUUGUCUCUGCACCACCUCCCCCAGCCCUCGUGAUUUCGCAAUCUGUUCCUGUAACCCCAUCCCCCUCGGUGAAUCCUGCGGCGCCCCCUCCCCAUCCUCAUCCCUCUCCCGUCUCCAGUGUCGCAAGCAGCGAGCACCCUGCUCCGUGUUCCACUCCCCCCACGAGCCUUAUCUCCAGUGUCGCAACCCCCACUCCCCCCGCUCCUCCCGCGUUGCUCCAUGCUGCCGUCAUUGCGACUACCGCUCAUAUUUUAACUGCAUUACAAAGCCACGUUGCACCCCUCUCCCUGACCCCUCCGCUGCCUCCUGCCACCACGGAGUCUGCCCCACCGUCAGCAGCGGGUCCCGCCUCGGCUCCUGCGCCGACACGAGCCGCUGCUGGCUCUAACCCUGCUGUACCCACGGCGUCCCCGCCGCCACGCGCGGCGGCCGCUGUGCCUGUAUCCUCUCUUCCCGCAGCACCUCCUGACACCACUGCUCAAGCUGCACAACUCCCAGAACCGGCACCAGUCCGAAAAACCCCUAUCUCACUGUUCCAUUUCCCUCCAUCUCCCGUUUCUCCGCUCCCUGCCGAAGUUCCAACCUACGCUGCCCGGUCCAACCCAACCCCAUCAGCUCCCCCCACCUCACCCGGAGUUGUUCCCCUUCUGCCCGCCGAGACCAGCGUGCCCCCACUCCCCGACCACGCGGCCCUCUCUGCUGUCCCCCCGCACUCAGCGGCCCCCGCUCCCUCUUCCCCAGUGCCAACAAACUCUGCUUCCACCCCUUCCCUCGCCGCCCCCGAGGUUUCGGGCCCCGCCACCCCGCCCACCCUCAGCAUUGUAGUUCCCGCGGCUCCGCUCCCUGCCCCCCGCCGCCCCCGUGCCCUAGCCCCCAACACCCCUGCCGCCAAGCCGCUCGUUCCAGCGGUCCCCCCUUCACCUGUCCCUCCUAAAAAUCCGCAGCUUGUUACUGCAGCCGCCGCUCCGACGGCACUCCACAAGUCCGCUGACCUCCUACCCCCCGCUACGGGCCCCCCUCUCAACCCCCCCGUGCCGCCUUCGUUCCCGACAAGCGGUGCCUUCGCAGCACCCGUGGAGCCAACAGCCCCACCGCCAUUCAGCAACACCAUCCUGAGCGGUGCUGCCCAGCCCGAUUCACACCUCCCGCUCCUCCACACCACUCCCCCAUGCUGCCCUGCAGUGCUGACGUCAUCCACGCAUGCGCAGUCACAGCUUCUAUCGCCGAUGCUGCUGCCGCCGGCCACGGGUCCCCCGUGCCGCCCCUCAACCACAGCCUUUCUACAACCCUCCGUACCAGCCUCUCAAACCGCGGAGGGGGAGAGAAAGGACGGGCACGGAACCCCGACUCUACAGCUGCAGCCAUCAGCAUCAUCUAUCCCACCGCCUAGCCUAGCCACUGUCCAGCUCCCGUCACGCGUCUUCACGAAGCUGCGUCCACCACCAAAACCACCCGACCCCGGCACACAGCGCCCGCCGGUCUCUGCACCACUGCUAACACCAACACAACUCCCGUCUGCAUCCACUGUGACAGCAACACCGCCCGACACCGCAAAACAGCAAACAGUGACAAUCCAAGCAAAGAAACUUGGAAAGACUUUGAGAGAAAAAUUCAAAGAGCUCUUAAAGCUCAAGCAGAAGUAUGAGACCACUGUCAUACACCUGAACCCCCAGCAAGUUUGCAGACUGCAGAGAGAAACCAAGAAGCAAGCACCUGAACUAUGCAAAGUCACCAAGAGAAAGUGA